AUGCCACGGAGCCAGAGCUGCGAGACAAAGUACUUGCAACAAAAAAGCACCAGAGCCCACACGGAUCCGGCGAUGGGAGCGGCGGUGAAGCGCGCGAGGGAGGAGGAGCCGGUGUCGCUGGCGCUGGCGCUCACCACGGACUCGGCGGCGUCGUCCACCACGUCAGCCGACUCGGCCGGCGCGCCGGCGGCGUCCAGGAAGAGGGCGCGGCGGGGCAGAGUGGUGGCCACGUCGGGGGAGGGCGAGUUCGUGUGCAAGACCUGCAGCCGGGCCUUCGCCACGUUCCAGGCGCUGGGCGGGCACCGGACCAGCCACCUCCGCGGCCGCCACGGGCUGGAGCUCGGCGUCGGCGUCGCCAGGGCCAUCAAGGAGCGGAAGCGUCAGGAGGAGAAGCCGCACGAGUGCCACAUCUGCGGGCUGGGGUUCGAGAUGGGCCAGGCGCUCGGAGGGCACAUGCGCCGGCACCGGGAGGAGAUGGCGCUGCGCGGCGCCGACGACGGUGACCAGUGGGUGUGGCGCGGCGUCGGGGCGCUGGAUCAGGAGGCGGUGGGGCGCCAGACCGCCGCCAAUUACGAGCCGCCCGUCUUGCUCGAGCUGUUCGUCUAG
Messenger RNA from Triticum turgidum subsp. durum (durum wheat), 606 nucleotides. The record is from the annotation of a GenBank genome assembly. NCBI's taxonomy places the organism in Eukaryota, Viridiplantae, Streptophyta, Magnoliopsida, Poales, Poaceae.